GACGGAGUGGGUAUUGCAAAAACCGAAAAAGAAACGAUAGGGCAAACGAAAAUAAAAAUAGCCAUGGGAAAUGGGGACUUAUUCCAAUUAGGGUUUAAGUGCUAAAAUCAACUCAGGAAUUAUGAUGCAGUUGAGGAAAACGGACACGUUGCUUCGUUCCGUUGGAACGUAUCUUGCCGUCGUUCGCCACUUUUCCGCUUCGGCGGAGGCAAGAGUAGGCUCCGCCGCCGCCAGUUCCAGCGGCGGUGGAGACACGCUGGGGCGGAGGCUUCUGAGCCUUGUGUACCCGAAACGCAGUGCCGUCGUCGCCAUCAACAAGUGGAAGGAAGAGGGUCACGAGCCCCCUCGCAAAUACCAGCUCAAUCGCAUUGUUCGAGAGCUUCGCAAGGACAAGCGUUACAAACACGCACUCGAGGUAUGUGAAUGGAUGACCUUACAGAAAGAUAUGAAGCUGGUGCAAGGUGACUAUGCUGUCCACUUGGACUUGAUAACUAAAGUUCGUGGUUUGAAUAGUGCAGAAAAAUUCUUUGAGGAUCUUCCUGAUAGAAUGAGGGGCAAACAAACCUGCUCUGCACUUCUCCAUGCCUAUGUCCAAAAUAAUUUGGUUGACAAAGCUGAGGCCCUCAUGUUGAAAAUGUCAGAAUGUGACUUAUUGAUAAAUCCUCUUCCUUAUAACCACAUGAUAUCUCUCUAUAUCUCAAAUGGGAAGCUAGAAAAGGUUCCUAAAAUUAUUCAGGAACUAAAGAUGAACACUUCCCCAGAUAUUGUCACUUUCAAUUUAUGGUUAGCUGCUUGUGCCUCACAGAAUGAUGUUGAAACUGCAGAAAGAGUUCUGCUUGAGUUAAAGAAGGCAAAAAUAGAUCCGGACUGGGUAACAUACAGUACAUUGACCAAUUUAUACAUAAAAAAUGCUAGCCUUGAAAAAGCUGGAGCUACUGUUAAAGAAAUGGAGAACAGAACCUCGAGGAAAACCCGAGUUGCAUAUUCCUCUCUUCUUAGCUUGCAUACAAACAUGGGGAACAAAGAUGACGUUAAUCGAAUAUGGGAGAAAAUGAAGGCCUCCUUUCGCAAAAUGAAUGAUAAUGAGUAUAUUUGCAUGAUAUCCUCACUGUUGAAACUUGGAGACUUUGCUGGAGCUGAGGAUCUUUAUAGGGAGUGGGAGUCUGUUUCCGGUACCAAUGAUGUCAGAGUUUCAAACAUACUUCUUGGUUCAUACAUUAACCAAGACCAGAUGGAAAUGGCUGAAGAUUUUUGUAAUCAGAUAGUGCAAAAGGGUGUCAUUCCUUGUUACACUACAUGGGAGCUAUUUACAUGGGGUUAUUUGAAAAGGAAGGAUGUGGAAAAAUUUCUGGAUUAUUUUAGUAAAGCUAUUUCUAGUGUGACAAAAUGGAGUCCGGAUCAAAGGUUAGUACAAGAAGCAUUCAAAAUCAUUGAGGAACAAGCUCACACUAAAGGAGCAGAACAGUUGUUGGUUAUCCUUAGGAAUGCUGGCCACGUCAAUACUAAUAUAUAUAAUCUAUUUCUUAAAACUUAUGCAACUGCUGGUAAAAUGCCUAUGAUUGUCGCAGAGAGGAUGAGAAAGGAUAAUGUUAAGUUGGAUGAAGAGACUCGUAGACUAUUGGAUCUAACGAGUAAAAUGUGUGUGAGCGAUGUUUCAAGGAUUUUAUCCUAAGCCAAGCACCAAUUAAAGGAGUCUUAUGUAGCGUUUGGUUUAUGUGAUAGUACGAGACAUGCAAGCACUAUUUUACUUAGUAUUUUAUAUUCAGUGCAUUCUAAAAAUAGGACAUAACAUGAUAUGGGGUUGGAAAGCAGCGCAUUUAGUUAAUAUUAAAAGGCAUGAAACAAGGAAAACGCUAAGGAAUAGUUCCAUUUUGUUCUUUUCAUGCACCAAUGCUACCUGGAAGACUUGAAAGCGUUUUGGCUACGAUUUUUCAUAGUGCUCGUCCCAUUUGUAUGUUUGUGAAUGUAACAACUCGGCAACUGAUACCAAUUUUGACUCAACCUUGAUUUUGGAGGUAUAAUCAGUAGAUUACCCGGUUGAAUACUUCAA
This is a messenger RNA of Glycine soja, 2050 nucleotides long. Its product is annotated as pentatricopeptide repeat-containing protein At4g02820, mitochondrial. Gene Ontology annotation, molecular function: protein binding. The transcript has 2 exons. The record is from RefSeq and is a predicted model, not a curated record. Gene Ontology annotation, cellular component: mitochondrion. Lineage: Eukaryota; Viridiplantae; Streptophyta; Magnoliopsida; Fabales; Fabaceae. Bases 122 to 1672 code for a protein of 516 amino acids.